Pygocentrus nattereri (red-bellied piranha) is the source of this 918-nucleotide messenger RNA. It is a transcript of the gene mdfic2, whose product is annotated as MyoD family inhibitor domain containing 2. The transcript has 4 exons. Bases 232 to 762 code for a protein of 176 amino acids. The record is from RefSeq and is a predicted model, not a curated record. NCBI's taxonomy places the organism in Eukaryota, Metazoa, Chordata, Actinopteri, Characiformes, Serrasalmidae.
AGAAGUUCCCCACAGGUGCCGAAUCAGCUGUUGGUCCAUAGCUCGCUAGCAAGUUACCCCCCUUUAUUAUCGAUAGUCUUUUAAUUUAGAGUUUUUUCCCCCCGAAAGGAUCAUUAUAUUUAUCCGCCUCUUCCCGCCUGAGCUUGCAGUAACUUAGCCUCAGUGCUAGCAUCUCUACGGGGAGCCGUCACAGCCCGUCAUGAAGAAGCCGCUUGGUUUACUGUGGGGCAGAUGGCUGGAAUAAAACCCGGGCGCGAGGAGGAGGAAAAGGAGCCGGUCCUGACCGACACCGGGGACAGAGCCCCUCUGGUUGGAGAUGGUUUGCCAGCUGAGAAAGUGAUGGCUACAGCUCCAGAGAGAACUCUGCACAGGCUGAGCCCCAUAUCUGAACUUGACUCAGGAGAAAACAAAGAAGAUGAAGGAUCUGCUGGGUCCUCUUAUUCCUACUGCUCUGUGACCGACUCGUCCUCUACAAACUCCUUUUCUGACUCUCAGGAUGCUGAAGAUGCCUGUGCAGGGAUCAUUCUCAACUGCCUCUUCUGCCGGUUCUACGAUCUGUGCGUCACGCUGCCGGAAGCGUGCGGGAGAGCGGCUUAUCACCUCUGUCCUUCGUACAGGUAUUUUUCAGCCCCCUUAGAGCCGGCGCACAGCAGUGACUGGAACUGCCACUGUGACUUUGACUGUGGCCUGUUCGACGCCUGCCAUGAAACGAGCGAGUGCCUGGAGCUGGCCAUGGAGAUUUCAGAGAUUUGUUACCGCUAAAUCUAAAGCCAGGACUGCAGACUGUACUUGUAUUAAAGCUGGUUCACAGAGCAUUGUUUUGUCUAUAUCCACCAUCAGCGUUUGCAAAAUAAAAUCCAGAUCUUGCCUCGUUGCAGCGCACGAGGCGAUGGGAGGCUCUGCUGAUUUCACUCAAAC